This is a messenger RNA of Microthlaspi erraticum, 2601 nucleotides long. NCBI's taxonomy places the organism in Eukaryota, Viridiplantae, Streptophyta, Magnoliopsida, Brassicales, Brassicaceae. The record is from the annotation of a GenBank genome assembly.
AUGAGUCAGAUCGCGAGACGCCGGAGGAAAGGACCACCGUCGAAUGCGGAUCUGGGGCGACGUAUGAGUUCGUCGCCGGGUGAAUCGAGAUAUGAGCUCCGUCGAGGUCAAAGUCGGCGGAAUGUGAGCUACAACUUCGAUUUCUACGAUUACCUCGACGAGGAGGAGGAAAUAGAAGAUGAAGAGGAGAAGAAGAGGCAGAAGAAGCUUAAGCAUGUCCUCAACCUCAACCAGAGCCGAGCCAGAGCUGAUCCUCCGACUAGCAGCCCGGGAAGAGCGGCGGCGCGUGUGAAUGAAAGAGGAGGAGCAGAAGAAAUUGAUGAUGAGAGUGAAGCAGAUCAGGGAGAGGAGGAGGAGGAAGAAGACGCGAGUGAGAAGAGGCAAGUGAAGAAGAGAAAAAUCAACCGUCGCGAGGAUGAAGAUGAGAAGGAUUACGAUGAGGCAGAGGAGGAUGAAGAAGAUGAUGAUCACGCAGAUUCCGAUGAAGAUAAUGAUAAGGAAAGGAAGAAGAGCGCUUCUGGUUCUGGGACUUCUUCAGAUUCAACACCUAUCCUCGACAAGAAGUCCUUGGAGCUGAUCCUUGACAAACUUCAAAAGAAAGACAUCUAUGGUGUAUAUGCAGAACCGGUUGAUCCUGAAGAGCUUCCGGAUUAUCAUGAUAUGAUAGAGCAUCCCAUGGACUUUUCCACAGUGAGGAAGAAGCUUGCAAAUGGAUCAUAUCCUACAUUGGAAGAGCUUGAGAGCGAUGUCUUACUGAUUUGCUCAAACGCGAUGGAGUACAAUUCCUCAGACACUGUCUACUACAAACAUGCGAAGACUAUUCAGGAAAUGGGGAAGAGGAAGUUUGAGAAGGCGAGGAUCAAGAUUAAACGUGCUGAAAAAGAGCUUAAAACACAUGAAAAGGCAAAACCUGGCAGUUCUGGAGAGAAGCAAGUGAGACAGCAAUUAAGUCGGAAUGGUCUUCUAGAGCCUGUUACUUCUGAUCUCUCGUCUGGUGCGAAGCUUACUAGUGGAGGAGCUUUACAAAACGAGCCUCUUUCAACUCAAACCGGCGGACAUAACAUCGACGUGCUUUUUGAGGGAAACACAUCCUUAAUAAACAAUCUGGAGAAAGCAGAAGAGUUAUCAUCCGGUAAAGAUCUCGUUAGCAAGUGCGGGAGGAAGCUGUCGGUUGUUGAAGAAGACCGCCGUGCAACUUAUGGCAGUUCUGAUCAGCAGACCGAUAGAUCAGAAUCGAUAUUCACAACAUUUGAGAGUGAAAUCAAGGAGUUUGUUCCUGUAGGGCUUCAUGCAGAGCAUGCAUAUGGUAGGAGCCUUGCACGUUUCGCUGCGACUCUUGGACCCGCUGCAUGGAAAAUAGCAUCUCAGCGAAUCGAGCAAUCACUACCUGCAGACUUCAAGUUUGGUCGGGGAUGGGUUGGAGAAUACGAGCCGCUUCCUACACCAGUACUUGUGUUUGAAACCUGCCUGCCUAAAGAAUCACCUAAAGAAGCAUCUAUGUUUUGGAAGCCACAAUCAAAUGUUGCUGCCGCAAAGAAGAACGAGGCACUGUUCAAGACUCCUGUACCUGCAGAGGAGCAACAAUGUUACAGACCCGCUCGAGAUGGAAACCGUGCAGUCCCGUUCCCAACAUCAAUCGGAGCUGUGUCAGAAAGAAGUGUUGCUACGCAAGUAGGGAACCUAAAAUCUAUGAGCCAACAUGAAUAUCGAAAUCCUCCUCCGGUAGAUUUUGUCAAGCCUCAGAAUAGGAUUCCUCAGCAAGUAGAACUGAAUUUACCACCACCAGCAGAGCAGACCAGUUCCGGUGACCUAAGCUUUGGAAAACCAGAUACAUUGGCAUCAUCGUACAGAUCAUCAAAUGACAUGAUGAGGAACAUGACUCCUACAGAUUCUGAACGUUACAAUCACCACAUGACUGUUAACGGGAACUUCCCCGGUGGAUUGAGUAAUGGCAGAGUCUCCAGCGGUGUGAACAACAGAAUGUUUGAAGUAUCAUCAGCAAAAGGUACACAACAACCCAUGAGACAGCAGAGUCAAAGCCACGUUGGACAAGCACAGUUGAUGAGCAACUUCAACGAAAACGCUAGAACACAGCACAACACCAAUGCUCAGCUAGAUGUUUCAUCACCAAAGUCCGCAAGAAGUGAAGAUUCGAGCAAUGCUUCUGCAGCAGCAGCAAGAGCAUGGAUGUCCAUAGGGAACAAUAAUAAACAAACAAGCAGCCAGAUUUCUGCAGAGUCCUUGUACAAUCCAUCAAGGGAACAACUUUACCACCAAGCUUUUAAACCGAAAGUCCCCGAAGGAACACACUUCUUUCCUCAAAGGAAUGGUUUACCUUUCCAGACUUUCGUGCACCAGCCGGUUCACGGGAUGAUGAUGAACGGAGGACCACCAAAUGUUUUCCCUCAGAUGGCCGCUCCAACUUCUGAUUACACAAGAUUCCAUGUCCAGUCUCCAUGGCAAGGAGGUGUUACUCCAUAUGUACAGUUAAACCAGAGACGAGAGAAUCUCAACUUCCCGCCAGAUUUGAACAUUGGAGUCCAUUCGCCUGAUUCUCCUGCAAGACAUUCCCAACAGCCUGAUUUGGCGCUGCAGCUCUAG